Colias croceus (clouded yellow) is the source of this 1123-nucleotide messenger RNA. RefSeq names its product fructose-1,6-bisphosphatase 1 (gene fbp). Gene Ontology annotation, cellular component: cytoplasm; cytosol. The record is from RefSeq and is a predicted model, not a curated record. Gene Ontology annotation, biological process: fructose 6-phosphate metabolic process; fructose 1,6-bisphosphate metabolic process; sucrose biosynthetic process. Gene Ontology annotation, molecular function: fructose 1,6-bisphosphate 1-phosphatase activity. The coding region runs from base 88 to 1098 and encodes 336 amino acids. The transcript has 6 exons. Lineage: Eukaryota; Metazoa; Arthropoda; Insecta; Lepidoptera; Pieridae.
GCGUGCCUCCACAAGACAGUUGAGCGGUAUCGGCUUGUCGCGGUUGCCGCCUUUUUUGUGUUUGAAUUUUUUUUUAUUUCCUUGAAAAUGUCGCAGCAAGGUCCCGCAUUCGAUGUCAAUGCUAUGACUUUAACCCGCUGGGUUCUACAACAACAAAGAACAGCGCCAGGUGCCACAGGAGAUUUAACACAACUUCUAAAUUCUAUACAAACAGCAGUCAAGGCUAUACAAUCAGCUGUGAGGAAGGCCGGCAUCGCUAAACUCCAUGGAAUUUCCGGUGACACAAACGUGCAGGGCGAGGAAGUAAAGAAACUAGAUGUCUUAUCCAACGAUCUUUUUAUAAACAUGUUAAAAUCCUCCUACACGACCUGCCUCCUCGUAUCGGAAGAAAAUCAAACUGUUCUAGAAGUAGAAACUGAGAGACGCGGGAAAUACGUAGUUUGUUUCGACCCCCUCGAUGGUUCAUCUAAUAUUGACUGCCUCGUCUCCGUCGGUUCAAUCUUCGCCAUUUACAAAAAGUCUUCCCCCGGGGAGCCCUGCGAAGCGGACGCAUUACGUCCCGGGAGGGAUCUAGUCGCUGCUGGUUACGCACUUUAUGGCUCAGCAACCAUGAUGGUGCUGGCUUUGGGCAAAGGGAAGGGGGUCAAUGGGUUCAUGUAUGACCCCUCCAUCGGAGAGUUUAUCCUCACAGACCCGAAUAUGAGGAUACCGGAGAAAGGGAAGAUUUAUUCUAUUAAUGAGGGCUACGCGGCAGAAUGGUCUGACGGUCUCAAGAAAUACAUAGAAGAGAAGAAAUGUCCAUCCAAAGGCAAAGCAUAUGGCGCCAGAUACGUCGGCUCUAUGGUCGCUGAUGUUCAUAGAACUAUUAAAUAUGGCGGCGUGUUCAUGUACCCGGCUACUAAAUCUGCGCCGAAUGGAAAGCUCCGCCUUCUCUACGAGUGCAACCCGAUGUCUUACAUAGUAACAGAAGCAGGUGGUCUAGCAACCAACGGCUCUAUCCCAAUACUAGAUGUUCAACCAACCUCCAUACACCAGAGGGCGCCUUGCUAUCUCGGCUCGAAACAGGAUGUCGAAGAAUUGAUGUCUUUUUUGAAAUAAUUUUAAUAAAUUUUUGUUAAUGUUG